AUGAGAAAAAAAGAAGCAGAGUUUUUCUUCCCCGUCGACGGUGAGUGCUUCGGACGGAUCGCGGCGGUUAAUCUGUCUAUAUCGGAUGGUUCCAAAGCGACCACAUACGUGAGUAAAGUUAAGCGUGCAUAUGCUAUUUCGAGGAGGAUACUUGGAAACUGUAGCAAGUCUGAAAUAUGA
Molecule: messenger RNA, 180 nt
Organism: Thlaspi arvense
Lineage: Eukaryota; Viridiplantae; Streptophyta; Magnoliopsida; Brassicales; Brassicaceae
Source: the annotation of a GenBank genome assembly